Stomoxys calcitrans (stable fly) is the source of this 2324-nucleotide messenger RNA. Its product is annotated as E3 ubiquitin-protein ligase znrf2. Lineage: Eukaryota; Metazoa; Arthropoda; Insecta; Diptera; Muscidae. The transcript is spliced from 5 exons. Bases 842 to 1543 code for a protein of 233 amino acids. The record is from RefSeq and is a predicted model, not a curated record.
UUUAGCUAGAAGAGCGUUUUAUUUAUCCAAAAGCUAACGAAUCCACUAGACUGGUAAUUGAAACACAGCAAUUCUAUAAGACCUCACUUGCAUUAUUGUUGUAUUGCUGGCCAGCCUAUCUGCGAACCCUGCCUAAUUUGCAAACAAACAGAUAGUGUCAAAGUGCUCGCGGAAUGUCAAUAUAAUAGAGAAGAACAACAAAUGAAAUAAGAAAAAAAAUUUAGACGACAUAAAUUGCAUAAAAACGCAACGAAAAAACACUUUUUUUAAGUUUUAAAAAUUAUAUGUGUUACUUAAGUACUCGAAUGGUAAAGCCCUUUUUAACUGCAGAUCCGUUCUUACCCAGAUUAGCACCACGAAAUAGAGAUAUUCACCCACAAUACAUACACAGGCAGAAAGAAGACAAAUAAAAAAACAUCCAUCAUAAUCCAGACAAUAAAUCUGUUCGUCUUGAAAAAUAGGGGUCGUCGUCGCACUCGUAUUCCUUUUUUUAAGGUAGGAGGGGUACUUCUUCAAUUCUAUAGUAGCAUAAAGAAGCUGACUGGUUAGAAAGGUAAAGAGCCGACAAAACAAAGUUCCCACAGAAGGCAGAAGCAACCAGCAGCAGCGAAACAAAGAAAACAAAAAGAAGUUCGACAGAGCGACAAAUACGAACAACAGCAUUAGCCAACUAACUAAGGAGAUGGUGGAAUAUGACUGACUCAAUUUGAAGUGUCGGGUAUAGAAUAGUUUCUAAAUAUUAUACCGCCGCCGUUCAACAGGAGCUAUUAGGAGCUGCGAAGCAGGCAAGAUAGACAGGAAGUGAUAUAUCAUUAAUACAUUUCCCCAUCCUCAACAACGAAUGGGCGCAAAGGCAAGUACUCCCGCCAAUAGCGGUCACCAGAGCCCUCGUUCACGUACGUUUUCGAGUAGCUCCACCGGUGCCGAGCUGCAAAGUUCGUCUGUAGACAGACAAAGAGCUCGGAGUUUAAGCUCAGUGCCUGACAUGCACGGCCAGACUAACACCUCCUCCGGUGAUCCUCAUAGCCAACACACACAAGGCAUUAAUGCUCCUACGGCCAAUAGCACUAACUAUGCCAGUUCAUCAACGUCUCAACAAGGUCACAACAAUCCUAUGCAACGUCACACAUUGGGAGAUAAUCUACGGAAUGUUUCAAUGGCUGGAGCGAGUUUUGUCGAAAGUAUAGCGCUUGCAGCGCAAUCUGCUUCUAACGGUGCAGCUACCAGCAUUGGUCGGGUCUACACAGCAACAUCACUUCCAUCGCAAAUAUGGUCCUUUAAUGGUAUAAAAUGCCCGGUUUGUAAUAAAUUUGUCUUACCCGACGAUAUUGAGUGCCAUUUGGUUAUGUGCCUGACAAAACCACGACUCUCCUACAAUGAGGACGUCUUAGCGGAUGCCAAGGGUGAAUGUGUGAUUUGCUUAGAAGAUUUAAAUCCUGGUGAUAUAAUUGCGCGCUUGCCAUGUCUUUGUAUUUAUCAUAAAUGUUGCAUAGAUCGGUGGUUCGAGGUAAAUCGCUCCUGCCCAGAACAUCCUGGUGACUAGUUAAAACUCAAUAUGUAAUUACAACAACUUUUCUAUUUUAGUAUAAAAUAAUUAUAUAUAUAAACUGCAAAAUACCGAUAUAAUAAACGAUUAAUUAGUUUUAGAUUUAUAUGAACAUAAACAAGGUUUUUAAAACAACAGAAAUACAGAAAUUGACCAGAUGGUGAAGGGGUGCAAUACAAUAAUAACUCUUUGCCAUACAUUUAAAAAUCUAUUGAGAACCCGAUUGCAAAACAAUAAAUGAAAUCUUACCAAAAAACAAUCCUUGAUACUUUUAGCUCGUAUUUAAAUUGUUGAUUUUAUAAAUUCGAUUAAUUUCAUUCGUAUGAAUUCGUUCGUCAUUCCCACAUUACCAAAUCACCUAAUAACAUAUAAAAAAGACACAUUGUUGUCAUGUGUUUAAUGUAUAAUUGCGUAUAUGUACUAUUUCAGAUUUUUUAAAUUUGUUUUAAUUUUAAUUCUACAAAAUUUCCCAAUUGCACAAUUAUGUUCGAGGUCUCUUUAUUUGCAUCGCGUCGUGGUUUUAGCUGCAACUACAAAUGGAAUGGUUCGAAAACGAACGCUAUGUGAAAACACAAAUAAGAUCCAGAUCUCAAGCUAUGAUAUGCAAAUGGUUCGUUUCAAUCCGUACUAUUCGACAUCAGCAUCCGAAAACCAACAAAGAAAUAUUAAUAUACUACUAUAUUGAUAGUAAAAUUAAGAGAUUAGUUGUUAAAGCAUUUUGUACUGUGACAUAAAAAUAAGAAAACAAAACCUAAAUAUGAUGUUGUAAUCUUGUGUA